ACAGAUGCUUUUAGAGAGAGAUAUUCAAAAACAAUUCAGCUAAUGUUAUAUUCAUGAAAUAUACAUAUUUGUCUCAGAACUUAAGUGAUUUUGCCUUCAGUGAUUUAUAAGUGAGAGGUUUUGAGUGAAAGGGAAACCUUUGACUUUACCAAAAAUGCAUAGCACCGUUGGAUGUUUCCGCUUCCCCAUCCCAUCAACCUGAGGACGCAUUUAUUUACCAGUAAUACAUUGUUCGACGUUAAUUCAUUUAAACAGUUUCGGACUUUCUGAUAUUGAAGGAAAAUGUUGUGCUGGGUGGUAAAGUGGACAUGUUGUCUACUAGUGCUCUUCAAAAUCAGCGCUGCCUCUGUUGACGCUGGACGCACAGACUCUCCUGGCGAGUCAGGGUCGGGGAUGCUACCAACAGAGGAGGUGAACCUUCUAGAAGAACUCUCGCUGCAGGUGUCCAACAGCAGCAAUGCCUCCAUGUCUCUGGAUGCUCUGAGGUGUCCGGUGCUGCAGGUGGGACAGUACUCCACCCUGGCCCUGCCCCUAGCUGAACUCUUCACUGACGGGUUUGCAGAUGAGUUCAGCCUAUUGAUGCAGCUGCGGAGCCCUCAGCUAGACGAACACAGUGUGCUCACCCUGCUCAGCCACGACAGCCACAUCCUGCUGCAGCUGCGCAUCAGCGCGUACACACUCACCUUCAUCGGCACGCAACAGCGCCUCUAUGAGUUCCCGGUCAGUAGUCUGUCUGACGACCAGUGGCACCAUGUGGCUGUGAGUGUGUCAUCCGCUAGACUGGCGCUGUAUGUGGAUUGUGCCCUGGUGGAGCGUGUGGACUGGGUGUACCAGGGUAUGGGAAUCACCCCUGACGGUCUACUCAUGGUGGGGGGCAUCGUAGAGGGCUUCGAGACACCAUAUGAGGGCCAACUCCGACAGCUGACGUUCCUGAUGGGCGACCCCGACGCCGCCCAACACCACUGCACUCUCCACCCAGUCCAGUGUGGGGGGGCUGCCUCCAAGUCCCCCCGUUCACCACGGACCGACCACACUAUGGAGGAGCUCCUGCUGUCCUCAAAUGACCUGGAAGACCUGUUAGAGCGAUCCAAGGAUUCCUCUUUCUUGGAUGUGGAGGUGGGGGAGACUGAAACAAUAUGGUCUGUACUUGGCAAUAUGGUCUAUACUUGGGUCAGCAUCAGCCAGGGGACCAGGAACCACCGGCCUGAGAAGGGAGACGAAGUCAUCCACCGCAGGGGCCUCAGUCUGGCUAGGAGCCAGGGCCGGCUGAUAACCCAGGACACACGAAGGGAGUAA
Messenger RNA from Oncorhynchus gorbuscha (pink salmon), 1296 nucleotides. Its product is annotated as collagen alpha-1(XI) chain-like. The coding region runs from base 283 to 1296 and encodes 337 amino acids. Lineage: Eukaryota; Metazoa; Chordata; Actinopteri; Salmoniformes; Salmonidae. The transcript has 8 exons. The record is from RefSeq and is a predicted model, not a curated record.